AUGAUUAUUGGUGUUGUGGCAGGUAUUGCCCUUAUUGUUGUUGCUGCCUUAAUUGUUUGGUUUGUUAUUAGGAAGAAGAAACAAGAUGAUGAAUCUAGUUCAUUGGUUGAAAUGGUUGAAGAAACUGCAGGAAUUGUUCCGUCAACUACAACAACAGUAACUACUGAUAAUCCUUUAUGGACUAUAAGUGUUGUUGGAGAUAAUGAUGAUCCAUUUAAGCAAGACUUCGAUGAAAAUGGUAUCGAAGGUUAUUUUGAUGUUAAUAAUACAAAAGAAUUGGAAUAA
This is a messenger RNA of Trichomonas vaginalis G3, 285 nucleotides long. Its product is annotated as bifunctional inhibitor/lipid-transfer protein/seed storage 2s albumin superfamily protein family. NCBI's taxonomy places the organism in Eukaryota, Parabasalia, Trichomonadida, Trichomonadidae. The coding region runs from base 1 to 285 and encodes 94 amino acids. The transcript has a single exon. The record is from RefSeq and is a predicted model, not a curated record.